AUGGAGGAUGAGAAUCAUAUAAGCUAUCAUGAAUAUAAAAGGAGAUUAAAAAAAAUUACUGAAGAAAUAAAAAAAGAAAAGAAAAAAACUUGUAACAAAAUUAAAAAAAGUGAAAACUUAUUGAAACUGGAAGAAGAAUUAAAUAAAUUGAAUUCUCUAUAUAAUGACCAUAAUAAUGAAGGUAAAAAUAAUAAUAUAAAUGAAAAUAAAAAUGAGUGUGAAAAUAUAAAUAAUUUAGUUACAGAUAAUUUAUAUUUAUAUAACGAAAUUUCUAAAAAAGCUUUAAAAAAUAGAAAAAAAGCUAAACAAAAAGAAUUAGAAGAAAUAAGAAAUGAGAAAUUAAAAAACAAAUGUGGAGAAAAAGAAUAUGAAGAAUUAUUAGAAAAUUUGAAAAAGUUAAAUAAAACAAUAUUUCCUAUUCCUCCAGAUGGAAAUUGUUUAUAUGAAUCAAUUUUACAUCAACUUAGAGAAAGAAAUAAAAACUAUAAAUAUACUCUAACUGAUUUUUUAAAUAUUAUAAAUAAAGAAAAUUUUUCAUUAAAUAAUGUUGAUUUAAAUGAUUAUAGAAAUAAAAAUAAUUUUGAUUUUAGUAUUUUUCCUAAUAUAAAUCCAUAUGAUUUAAGUAGCGAUAUUUUAAGAUUCCUUACAUCAAUAUACUUAUUACAGAACAAAUCUUUAUUCAUAAAUUUUAUUUAUGUUAAUCAAAAUAAUAUGAACUCUGAUUCAGAUGAUGAUCCCUUUUUUAAUUAUUGUAAAGAAAUUAUUAACGGUAUUUAUGGGAGUGAAAUAGAAAUAAAAGCUUUAUCAAAUAUUUUACAAAAAAAAAUUACUGUUUAUGAUGUCAAUAUGAACGUGUCAUAUGAGGAAAAUUACGACAAAGAAUUACAUAUAUGCUUCCAUCAUAAAUUGUAUGCAUUAGGUAAGCAUUAUAAUUCCGUUAUAGAUUUAGAAACGUAA
Messenger RNA from Plasmodium gallinaceum, 957 nucleotides. RefSeq names its product conserved Plasmodium protein, unknown function. Gene Ontology annotation, molecular function: cysteine-type deubiquitinase activity. Gene Ontology annotation, biological process: protein deubiquitination. Lineage: Eukaryota; Apicomplexa; Aconoidasida; Haemosporida; Plasmodiidae. Bases 1 to 957 code for a protein of 318 amino acids. The record is from RefSeq and is a predicted model, not a curated record. The transcript has 5 exons.